CGGAGGCUCAGAAGCUGUCAAAAUGGCUACGACAAUGUCCUGGGGAUCAUAUCUCCUCAUUCAUUUAGUAAUAUUUUCAUGGUAUGUCUUUACGUUAUCGGCGAAUUGCUCAUUGAAAAGCACAGAGAUACAACCAGGAGCUAAAACAUUUGGAGGCCGCUGGAAAUAUCUGACUUUCCUCAAUCUGGUAAAUGUGCUUGGUUGUGACAUCGAUCUGGUAAAUGUGCUUGGUUGUGACAUCGAGGGCGAUGCAAACGAAAUGUAAUUGGAUAAAUGGGACCUGUACAGUAGUAGGCAAAAAACCGACACUGUAUGUUAGAAAUCAGUUCCACAUCCUCGUCUGCAUUACAUCCCUUUUGAACUACCUGUGGCCUCAAGACAAGUUAGACAAUGAUUAAUUAACUGCUUUAUUUAUAUAGCUAGCCAUAGUGGUCAGAGUUGCCUAACCAUUUUUGGGUCAUUAUUCCUCAGGUUUUGCAGACGGUGUUCUUCGGACUCGUUGUUUUGAUUGACAUCAUCCACCUGAUAUUGCCAUCCAAAAGUUUGAGAUGUGGUGUACCUCUCCUCCUAGUGAAAUUAAGAGACACCAUUUUCACUAUUUUGGCUUUUCCUAUUGGGACAGUAAGUGCCUUUUUAUUUCUACAUGUAUUUUUCUGUGUGCGCAUAUUAUACGUGUAUAGGCUACAUGUAUUACUGAUAACAUGCUUUGUAUUGGACAUAAUAUGUCCCCUUUUCUCUCCUGUUCUCCCCAGUUUGUGUUCUUGUCCUUCUGGUCGAUAUAUCACUACGACAGAGAGCUGGUCUAUCCUAAAUUUCUAGAUGACAUUAUUCCUAGCUGGUUGAACCAUGCUCUGGUAAGCGCACAAUCAUGAGCACAUGCUGGACUUUGUACUAAAGUGAUCCCAAUGUAUUCAAUUAAAGAUGGGGCUUUAACCAAUUGGCUGUGCUGCUCAGCGUGGCUUUGUAUCACAUGGCUCUUAGAGGUCGUGCUAGAAAUUCAAGGAAAUCAUUUUUUUAAUAGGAUCAUACUCAGAUUCACAUAGCUUUGUGUCUCCUAUGAUCAUUCUAUUAUGGAUGCCAGUCACACAGCAGUUUGGUGUUCCCAGUAUUUCUCAACCAACUGAGCCAUCAAGACCACAUUUCAGAGCUACACAAGCUACAUUAGGAAUCUGUAGGGGCAUAAUGGACACUCCUCUCACUCUUAAUGGCCUCUCCACUACACCUUUACAGUACAUACUUGGUCAGUUUUACAAGUUGACAGUAGCAUACCUUGUCAGAACUGGUUUUCACCAGUUGCGAGCUGUACAACAGUCUAACAGACACUUGCUGUAGAUGUUUCACAACAGGUAGUAAUGAUUACACAAAAGCCUGACCUCUUCCUCCAUUCCCAUUAUUUCCCAAUCUAUUCCAGGGGGUGCUUAUUUUUUGUUCUGGCCCAACACUAACAUGUUAUACCCUUGUUUAUGUGGCCACAAUGCAUUGACACAUGCAAUGGUCUAUUGGGCUACAUAUUUGUUACACAUGGGGCUAUGAUGUUACGGUUGUUUUCAUUAAUUCAGUCAUUUAUUUUCCCUCUGUUUGCAGCACACUGUCAUCCUGCCCUUGGCACUGUUGCAGAUGUAUAUUCAGCCUCAUAGAUAUGGCAGCAAGAUGAGAGGCAUCCUAGGUCUGGCCUUCUUUUCUGCUGUGUAUCUGGGAUGGUAAGCAAGGUUAUAUCAAUCACAUUGUUGAGUUGUGGUUUGGUGAAACAUUUUAUGUUUCUUCAAGUCUCCUUUGUCUCUCUCACUCGUCCCCUCUCCUUUCCUUGAUUGAAUGUUAUGAUACUUUUACAACAUUUUGAAAUUUUCCUAGAACAACCCUAUUUCAAUCCUCCAUCCCCCCAUCUUAGGGUUCUGUGGGUGCACCAUGCGGCUGGUAUCUGGGUCUACCCCAUUAUGGAGCGCCUGAGUCCCGUGGGCCUGGUAAUAUUCCUGGGGGUGGCUUGCAUCACCAUGGCCCCCCUCUACCUGCUGGGGGAGAAACUCAACCACAAGAUCUGGAGGAGCACUGCAGGAUCUGCAGGUGGGACCACUCUCACACUGUAUGACAGGGAAUAACCAGGAAUAACUGCACACAGUUUAGAUGCCCCCACCAUUAUAAUGUAGCAGUGUUUCUCUUCUAGAGUGCCACAAGGCCUCUGAAUUUGAUUUGGCAGUUUGGCAGAGGAGAAGUGUACCUUUGUUAGUUAAGCAGUAAUGCACGAGGCCAUGUGUUAUGACAUUUUUUUCAUGGCUGUGACGUGGUCAUAGACAACCAUAGCCAUGAUACAAAUGUCAUAACACAUGGUUUUGGGUGUAUAAUUACUUUUAUACAACGGGUUACCAGCAUUAAAAAGCAAGAUUCUUUCCCAAACCACAAAACGUGAUGGUACAUUCACUAAACUGGUUGUCAAGUGCAAUUUUAGGUGUUCUCUGGUCGUUAGUUAUUAGUAUUGACUGCCAUGUAAAGCAAAACUACCCAGAACUUUGCAGGUUGUUAUGGCAAACAAAAAUUGUUGCUAUAGAGGCACUGUCUUUCCCCCUUGCUAGCUAGCCAAUUACACAGCUAACACAAUCCCUUCAGACUGAAGCUGGGAAGACGGCAAACUAGCUGCGUUUCGUUUCAUUUGACCUGUUUUUCUAUUGACAUUUCUUUGUAUAUAUCCAUAAAGAUUAUGCUGAUUCAUGAUUUUGACUGGCUGAGAAAAGCUGUCUGUCUUGUCCCGACUCGUUCAUAUUAUGGGACACAAUGGAGAUCGAAUUUCAAUAUUGCAACAAUGUUGCACAUGUUGGAGAUAAUGUCUAGAUGCUUUUUACAGUGGAGAUUUUUGUUGAUGAAUUGCAUGGCUGGGCAGAUGAGACAGUUGAUCUGUAAAAGUAGUAGCAGUGCGUUGCUAGGUAACGACAAACAAUGGCACUUUUUAUGAAUGUACUGGGCAUGUCUAUGUUGUCUAUAUUAUCGGCAGCAUAGGCUCUAAUAAUGGGAAUUACAAACCAACCAUUGUAUAAUUGUUCAUUAACUACUACUACUCUCGUUCUCUCUGUCGCUCUCUCUAAAAGGACCUCAGAAGAAAAAGAAGAAGUAAGAGUGUGCUGGCAUGUAAGCUGAGCGCCACAGAGGGGACCAGAGAGGCCUAUAUGAUGAUAUCACACGAGGACAGACAGACAAACUGACAGACAGGACACAGCACCCCCAGCACUGAUCACCUCAACCAGAAGAGACUGGUGGAUCUCUUGUUGGAGGUAGAAGUUGCCCCAAACCACUGACCUAGAAUCAGAUAACCUUAUCCUCAGUCCUAAUUUCAACCAUUAAGAUGAAAAAAAAGUAUAUUAUUCUGAUCCUUUAUCAGCAGUUAGAGGCAACUUGUACCUGCUCCGUAUCACUCAGGCAGAUCUCAGGCAGUGGGCAUAAUGUGCUUCUAUGGUCAGGCCAAAUUAUUUAAAGAUUAAAUUCAAUAAUUAGACUUAAUUUACUCCACAAGGGGAUAUUGUGCUACGUGUCACAGUGAGGUAACAGCUCAAUAUAAAACGUAAUAUUAAGUUGAUCUUAAUUGGUUGUGUUAACCCACAUUUUUCUCUCACCCUCCGUGAAGUAGACUUGCACUUACAGUAGAAUAAUACUAUAGUAUAUACAACGCUAUGGAUCUCUCUCAUUUUGUGAUGCUAUUUCCUUUAUCAUGAUGCUGUUUCACUUGAUACUGUACUGUUGGUUGUGAAAGGGACAGUUCCUUAUGUGCACUUGUUAUUUUACCCUUUGUAUUCAUGCGUAUAUGCUCACUUUUAGAUUACUAUAUAAUUCCUAAUGUAACUUGGAGGGAAGUUAGACCUUGAUGAUGAAAUUAAAUU
Messenger RNA from Coregonus sp. 'balchen', 3863 nucleotides. NCBI's taxonomy places the organism in Eukaryota, Metazoa, Chordata, Actinopteri, Salmoniformes, Salmonidae. The record is from the annotation of a GenBank genome assembly.